UGAGUCGACAGGUUUGAGAAAAAACAACUGCGUCUGAUCGUUACCUGAUUCUCGAGCGAUCCAUAAAAAAUGCCGGCUACAGACUCGCCGGCAGUCAUUGUAGCGCGAUACUUGAAGUCCAACAACUACACAGAAACAUAUGAAGCAUUCAUCAAUGAAGUCGGCCUGCCUUACGAUGCCGGUAAUGUCUCAAAAGGCGAUCUCACGAUCGAAACUUUGCUCGAAGAGAAAAAGACAUUCGACGUCUCGAUCAGGUUCGAAAAGUUAGGUGUCGAAGAUGCGAAUGUAGGAUGGAGUCGGCCAGCACCGUCUACUGCUACACAGAUUGAUGUUCUGCCUACUGCAUCCAAUAUUCUCAGCACUCAAGUCGAGAAUGUCGCGGAACAGGGCCAGAAGGCAGCUCCUGUCUUGCUGGUCUCGACUGCUGAUCGUAAAGUGCACAUUCUUGAUGCUUGGUCGAAUGCUCUUCAGAGGACUCUGGCAAACCUACACGACUCGCCAGUCUUGUCUUGCUCCACGGUAAAAGGCCAGCAUCUGCUUACAUCAUCGAUGUCGGGAUCCUUGCAUCUGAACGAUACGAACGGAAGCUCAAUUUCCAAGAGGCGAGAUCAUUCCAAGUAUGUUGUCAAAGUGGCUGUACUGGAAGAUAGUACGACUGGAACCAUUGUUGCCACAGCAGGGUGGGAUAAUGCUAUUUUCAUCUACAAGCCCCAAGACACCAAUGGUGCAAUCGAGCUAGGCGAACCCAAAGCCACGAUACCGUUACAGACGAAGCCUGAAGCGAUGAUCUGGCUUCGACAUCCAGAAAAUCAGCAACCAGUUCUCCUCGUGAGUAGGACAGAUUCCAACAACAUUUUCUUCUAUACAGCUGAGGACCCACCACGUCUUUUGGGGAAACAGAACCUCGCACCACACUCAAAUGCCUGGGUGGCAUUCACUCCCUCUUCGUUGGAGCUGUGUCCAACAGACCCUACUUUGCUUGCGGUCGGCACGUCUUCGGUGCCGCACAUGAAGCUUUUGAUCGUACGACUGUUGUUCCCGCCCUGGGAGCCCGAACCUGCGCGUCGACCGCCUCAAGCUCUCCGAAGCUCCCUUCUAGACGACAAUCCUGUCCAAGAAACACAAGCAUCGCAAGCCCGCGCUGCACUUGCAGUAGCGGAUCGCGAGCAUGCUGCGAUUCAGAUCCACUGUACAACCAUGGCUCCACAGACGGCAUAUUCCACGCCGGCUGUCAUGUGGAGACCGGAUGGCAGCGGAGUGUGGGUCAACGGCGACGAUGGUGCUGUGAGAGGAAUCGAGGCAUGUUCUGGGAAAGUCGUGGCAACGCUGCUUGGGCAUGAACCGGGAAGUAAAGUAAGAUGUCUUUGGGCGGGAAUGGUGAAGAGUGAAGAAGGACAGAAAGAAAUUCUCGUCAGUGGAGGCUUCGACCAGAAGCUGAUCGUUUGGAACGUUUGAAGUCAAGACACAUAUGCUACUUUCCUGAACAUUUGCGAAUUCUG
Messenger RNA from Pseudocercospora fijiensis CIRAD86, 1499 nucleotides. RefSeq lists its product as uncharacterized. Lineage: Eukaryota; Fungi; Ascomycota; Dothideomycetes; Mycosphaerellales; Mycosphaerellaceae. The transcript is spliced from 3 exons. Bases 70 to 1455 code for a protein of 461 amino acids. The record is from RefSeq and is a predicted model, not a curated record. Gene Ontology annotation, molecular function: protein binding.